Delphinapterus leucas (beluga whale) is the source of this 1672-nucleotide messenger RNA. NCBI's taxonomy places the organism in Eukaryota, Metazoa, Chordata, Mammalia, Artiodactyla, Monodontidae. The record is from RefSeq and is a predicted model, not a curated record.
UGGCACUCACUCGCGCCGUCCGCCGCCGAGCAGGCAGCAGCCGCGUCAGGGCCGUCCGGGGGCGCUGCCGGCGAUGCCCGCAGCCCCCGCCGCUCCCAGCCGAGCCUGCUGAGCCGCCCCCGGGCCGGGGCCGCGCCGAGUCUGGCCGGGCCGCGCCCGGGCGGGGCCGCGCUGCCUGCAUGACCCUCCGGCGGCGCGGGAAGAAGGCGACCAUCAGCAUCCAGGAGCAUAUGGCCAUCGACGUGUGCCCCGGCCCCAUCCGGCCCAUCAAGCAGAUCUCCGACUACUUCCCCCGCUUCCCGCGGGGCCUGCCGCCGGACGCCGGGCCUCGCGCCGCUGCACCCCCGGACGCCCCCGCGCGCCCUGCCGCGGCCAGCGCGGGCCGCCGCAGCCCCUCCGACGGCGCCCGCGACGACGACGAGGAUGUCGACCAGCUGUUUGGAGCCUACGGCGCCAGCCCCGGCCCCGGCCCCGGCCGCAGCACGGCGCGACCGCCUGCCAAGCUGCCCGAGGACGAGCCGGACGCCGACGGCUACGAGUCCGACGACUGCACUGCCCUGGGCACGCUGGACUUCAGCCUGCUCUACGACCAGGAGAACAACGCUCUCCACUGCACCAUCAGUAAGGCCAAGGGCCUGAAGCCGAUGGACCACAAUGGGCUGGCAGACCCCUAUGUCAAGCUGCACCUGCUUCCAGGAGCCAGUAAGGCAAAUAAGCUCAGAACAAAAACUCUCCGAAACACUCUGAACCCCACAUGGAAUGAGACCCUCACUUACUACGGGAUCACAGACGAAGACAUGAUCCGAAAGACCCUGCGGAUCUCGGUGUGUGAUGAGGACAAAUUCCGCCACAACGAGUUCAUAGGGGAGACGCGGGUGCCCCUCAAGAAGCUGAAGCCUAACCACACCAAGACGUUCAGCAUCUGCCUGGAGAAGCAGCUGCCGGUGGACAAGACAGAAGACAAGUCCCUGGAGGAGCGGGGCCGCAUUCUCAUCUCCCUCAAGUACAGUUCGCAGAAGCAGGGCCUGCUGGUCGGCAUUGUGCGCUGCGCACACCUGGCUGCCAUGGACGCCAACGGCUACUCGGACCCCUACGUGAAAACAUACCUGAAGCCAGAUGUGGACAAGAAAUCCAAACAUAAGACAGCGGUAAAGAAGAAAACCCUAAACCCAGAGUUCAACGAGGAAUUCUGUUAUGAGAUUAAGCACGGGGACCUGGCCAAGAAGACCCUGGAGAUCACCGUUUGGGAUUAUGACAUUGGAAAAUCCAACGAUUUCAUCGGUGAGAGGACACGAUGGGAAUGCUGUUUAGCAACAUGCCCAUCCUGGGUUCAGCAAAGGGCAGGGGCCCUGAAUCAGGCCACAGUCCCGCCUUCCUGGCCUUUGGGGAAAGUUGGGGCCAUAGACGUGAUCCAGCCUGACCCCAUGUGACAGAGAAAGAGGCCCAGAGAGAGAAAGAGGCCUGGCCGAGUCACACAGCAGUCUGUGGUGGAGCAGGGGUAAAAGGUGAUGAUGGUCAGCCCCUCAGGCUGGACUCUGAGCCCUUGUGGCCCCAAAUCUGUGGUGGGCUUGGUGGCUGUGCACAGUGGAGCUGCCCUAGCACCAACACAAGCCACUGUGCUGCCCCGCAGGUACUGCUCUGGUCCUGGGUAAAGGAAGAGCAGGAUCCCUGG